Molecule: messenger RNA, 13154 nt
Organism: Malaya genurostris
Lineage: Eukaryota; Metazoa; Arthropoda; Insecta; Diptera; Culicidae
Product: protein qui-1
Exons: 22
Coding region: 1357-6357 (1666 amino acids)
Molecular function (GO): protein binding
Source: RefSeq, a predicted model, not a curated record
UCUCCAUCCACAGUCUGAGAUAAACUUUGGUCGCGUUCGGUUGGAAAAUCUGCGUUUCGCCGUGCCAGAAUCAGAAUCUAGGUGACAAUCAUAAACACUCUGAUUCACACAGACACAGCUUGUUGCUGAUCGGAGCUCGUGCGCUGCCGGGAGUGGGUAUUGAGGUCUGCUAUCACACCCUCGUAACCCAUUGGACCCGUGGCCACGUGUUGGUUUGUUCGCAGCGAGUCGUCUCCAGAAUUGCGAAUCUCGACAUUCUGUGAAUUGUGCGGAGAAAAUUGAAUGCAUUCUUGUGCAUAGGGAAAACUGAGGCGUGAGGAAUGCUGUGGAGUUGGGCAGUCCAGUGUGUGAAUCGUGUUAAGAAAUAGUUUUUGUAAGUCGUUCGGUGAAUCCGUUUUAAAAGUGGAAAUACCUUAUGAGUGAAGAUAAAGAAUAAUAGCGCUCAACACGUGAAAAUUGUAAAUUUUUUUCUGUGUAUUAAAACCGCUAACCGUACCACCGCUGGAAACUUUCAGGGCAUUUGAUGAAAGUAGAGGAAGUGGAAAGAAUAUUACAUAGCAGAGUGAAUUGAGAAUCAUUAUCAUGUAGAGCAAUUUAAUGCAGUUGGAAAGGAAAAAAAUGUAUGAGAUGUGCUUGAUUACCCUGUUCUAGAAGUGCGAUUCUCGAAGAGAUCCAGUUGCUUACAACCCAUAAAGAAUAAUCUGUACCAGUGACGGUGAAUAAAUACUGUAUAGUGUUGUCAGUGGUGCGAGCACCAGAGAAAAAAAUCCGACUAAGGAAGAGAUGCACAUCCGUAUUUACUACAAGUAGCGGCUGUUAUUGCUCCGACGGUGUAGCUGAAAGAAGUGUACGAUUAUUAGGUGGCAGGCACUAGUAUAGGUCCUGCAGUAAUGCAUCAGUUCAAGUCGGAUCCCAGUGUGGAGAAUGUGGACUAGGUGCCCACCAUCCCAGUGGAACUGGAGAAAGUGAAACGCAACCCGUCGCUAAAAGCAUAUUCUCCAUUGGCACUCAGCUACCGGGCACCCAGGCUUUCAGCAAAUAACGAGCUUUACCUUGCGAGGUAACACCCACGAAUUGUGCCGCCUCACGCCAUCAGAACCGUAGACGUGAAGUGGAAAAAGCAAGAGAAUUAGAAACUGAAGCAAAAAAUACCCGCCUGUUGAAACGUGCCUUGGGGCUCUAAUAUCAAGACACCUGUAGUUAUUCCCGUUCCACGACGUUGAAAGAGAGGAGUGGUGCUUUUUAAACCGCAGAACACGACUGUUGGGAGAAAAAGCAAAUGUAAAACCAGACUACCGACACACACAAACACACAAGUCGUUAGAGGGUGGCAUUUGGUCCGGAAGCGGAGUAACCAUGGCGGCUUCAGUCGAAGAAGCGAUAUUCAACGCACUCCGGGGGCAUCACAGCGAGAAAACGAAGCUGCCGUCUCCUCGCAUUAUCAAGAUUUAUGUUGCAAGUUUGAAGGAAGACUUUAAAGAGGAACGCCGGCUGUUGCUGGAGGUGAUUGGACCUGAUUUACAGUCGGUUUACGACGAUCGGCAAAUUGAGGUGGAAAUCGUCGACAUUCACUUCGGAACCGGCAGUGAAAGCACGGUGGUAGAGUUGGAUCCCUACGCGCUCGACGACCAUUUGUCAGAAAUAGAAACGUGUCACCGGGUGUCGAAGAGUGUGUUUUUUAUCGUCUUGCUUGGGUCACGUUUGGGUAAUUUUUUACUGCCGACGAAACUGAGUCCAGAAGUCUUUACGGCAAUCACCCAGUACUCGACAGUUGCUGAGUGCGAAUGUCUCAGAAAGUGGUACCGGGAAGAUCCGAGCAAAGAGGGCUACAUCCUGCAAACACAAUAUAGGACAAAAGACCGCCAUGAAUGGAUGAUGGAAAAUCGGCAGCUGCGAGACAUCCUGGAGAGUAAAGUCGAUAAAAUUCUCAAAGCCUUGGCGGUCGGCGACGAUGGGCGUGGUGGAAGUCGGAAUACCGAUCCAGGAGGAACUUUCCUGCUACCGGAUGGAAUCAAAUUAAUCGAUAGCGAACGGUUCUGUGAUAAUCUUAAACGACUGAAAACCAGAGCACUCCAGUGGGAGAUUCAGAAGGCAUUAGCCUGCUCGAAGGAGAAUGUCUUCGCCGUAUUCCGUCAAUGGGAAAAGGGUACCGAGAAUGGAUUCAGAGAGGAAGAUCAAAUCGAACAGCUGAAACAGUCACUGGACACCGCACUCCCUGAGGAUAAUCGAGUUACUCUAUCGGUACCUUGGUCGGAGAGUGGUAUCGAUCCGGAUUCGCAGACCCACGAAGGCUACCUGAACCGGUUCAAAGACAAAACCUUUGAGAAACUGAAAAACUCCAUCGAUCAAAGCUUGGCCAAGGACCCCAAUGGCGGAAAGGGGCGGAAGAAGACAGUGCAGGAAAUAUUCCACGAACAUUCAACACACCUAAUAUACUUGAACGAGCACUUGAGUGCCAACAAAUACAUAUCAUCCAAGGUACCGGACCGGAUACGACAGAACGUGCAACAGAACUACCGUUCGGGAAGCCGACAUCCACCGUACUUUAUCUACGGUGGCCAUGGCAGCGGCAAGAGUACUCUUCUCUCACACAUCUAUUCGCAGUUGACCGGCUGGUUCGAGCAUAUUAAAGUGCAUCGGGUGAUACGGUAUGCGUCUGCCACCCCCCGGUCUGCCUACAACCUGGAACUGUUGAGAGUAAUCUGUCAACAACUAGCAAUUAUCCUCAACAUACCGGAGGGCUAUUUGCCGAAGGAUGCAUCGUUUGAUCCGCUUUACAUAAAUAAUUGGUUUCAGAACCUGCUGAAGCACUGCGAAGAUUUGCACAACGAGAUAUUGUUUCUCUUUAUCGAUGACCUGCACAAGUUAAAUCCCUUAGAUUGCGAUAUUGUAGCCGCGUUGUCGUGGCUUCCAAUCAGUUUACCAUGGAAUGUAUUCUUGGUCGUUUCUACCACCGUGCCAAUCGAAUCGCUUAAACUGACACCUAUGCAGAAGGAACGUUUCAAAUGUUUGGAUUAUUUCUUCGACUUAUCCUUGGAGCAAAACGAAACGAUCGUGCGGAAAGUGAAUGGAUGUCAAACUUUCGAGGAGUACGUGAACAACAUUUUUGAUGUGAUGGAACAUCGUUUCGGAAUCGAGGGCUUCAGCAAGCUGGCAAUUUAUAUAACGUGCUCGGAGUACGGUCUGACCGAGACCGAGUUUCUAGAACUGCUCAUGCCCACCUCUGACUCGGAGGCUUUAAUCGACACGAGGGAUGGUGGUUUUAAUUUCUCCACCUUUCGAACCAUCCGAAACGAGAUGAGGGCGCUAUUGCGGGAGAAACUAAUGUCCGGAAAGUUGCUGAUUGUGUGGCGACACAGUCUCUGCUCGGAUAUCACCAAAGUGCGCUACAUGACACCGGAAAUCUCCCGGUCGGUUCAUUCGGAAAUUGUGAAUCUGUUUUUCCCACCGGACAGCGACGAAAGCGAUGAGAUUUCCAGCGAGCAGCAAAGCAGAAAAUCGAGUAUUCAAACACAACAUGACGAUAAUGUAACUCAGAUCAUUACGCUCGGGCCAGACAUUUCGUACAGCAUUCGCCACGUGGAGGAAUCCUGGCAUCAUCUAAUUAAAUCUGAUGAUACUAAAAAGCUCAAAGAGAUUGCCGUGUGCAAUUUCGACUUUUUACUCGCCGCCGUACAAACAGUGUCAAUUAGCUAUCUGAGAUGCUUAAUCGAACAUGUGCGGUGCUACAUUUUGGAUCGGGACAUUGAGCUGGUAUACUACACCAUACGGAAGUCAAGCGAUGUACUAACCAGGGAUCCAAUGCAGUUGGGAGCUCAGCUGAUAUCUUGGCUUAAAUCAGUGUCGGCUCACGAAGGCCCACAAGCUCUGUUGAGCGUGACCGUUCAAUCUGCCACGGCCUGGUGCGAUGGUUAUACUGUUCCGCUUCUGGUACCUCUAACCGGAUGGCUUCCGUCUCCGCUGCCGUCACAGAUUCGAUGCAUGACCGUACCUGGACCGGGUCCGUUUCGUUGUAUCGAAGUUUCACCCUCAAAGCAACAUCUAAUCCUCUCGCCCAAAAUCGGUGACCCUCAACUUUGGCACAUCAUGAGCAACAGUCUGGUUCACACGUUCCGGGGUCACAGUGGUCCGGUGACAUUCAUGAAGGUACAAUCGCAGUACCUCAUCACAGCAUCCGAGGACACGUCCGUUAUCGUAUGGGAUAUGCAGACACUGACGAUGAAGUUGAGAUUAUGCGAACACAUAGCGCCAGUGAUCUGUGUCACAUUAGCACUGAAUAACAAAUACAUCAUCAGCGGAGGAGACGACUCCAGCAUCAUCGUUUCACUGUUCGAGAGCGGGAAACCGGUCGCUAAAAUAGAACACCACCGAGGUCCGGUGACGGGUUUGCUCGUUUCCAUGCCUAGCGAAGUUCUGGUUUCGUCCAGCCACGAUGGCUCAGUGUGCCUGUGGUCCCUGGAAGAUUUCACCCUGCUCAACUGUAUCCAGCUGGCGCAUCCGGUGCAUAAGAUUCAAAUUUCCUGUGAUUCGAUUUUUCUUCUAGCGUACUGCGACGAUAAUGGACUUUACCUAAGAGCACUCGCCACGGGGACCGAUCUGCACGCACUGAAAGGACACAAAUCAAAGGUGCGUGCCCUCUGCAUUGCCAUGGACAGCCAGCGAGCGAUCGUAGGAUGCGACGAUACCCGUGCUCAUAUCUUCGACAUGCAUUCCGGCAGAAUCAUUCGGUCUCUGCCUCCCAAUCCAGGUUCAGUGACGGCCGUGUACGUAAUGGAAAAGGACGAUUAUCUCGUUACCGCUGGUGGAAACAAGAUCACCUUCUACUCAUUCCGCAACGAAGAUUCCAUUGCCAAUUACUAUCCUAAGAAAAAGAAGAUGAUGAAAAAGUUGUCCAAAAGUCGAGCUGCUCUAGCCGCGACGUCAAGUCCGGUGAUUUGCUUUGAUAUUUCUCGGGAUUCUACCAUGGCGGCUGUUGCGUCUAGCCGAUGUAUUCAAAUAUGGCAACUGAACACACCAGAAUUGACGUCGAUUCUGGAAGGACAUAGCGGUACAGUGACGUGUGUGAAUUUUGCACCAAACUGCGAGUUUAUUGCUUCUGGUUCAGAGGACAAGACUGUUAAUGUUUGGAGCUUAGCGCUGGGUACGAUCGCUGUGACUUUCAAGGGUCACAACACAUUCAUAACGUCCAUUAUUUUCAUGAUGGAUUCACGGCGUAUAAUAUCUGCUGAUCGAGAAAGUUGUCUAUUUGUAUGGAUGGCCGAUUGCGGAACGAUUCUGCAGAGCGUCCAAGGACCAUUCAAGUGUUUGGCUGUAACCAACAACAUGAAGUUCGCUGUUUGUACGAAUGGUGAUACAAGUUUACGAAUAUGGUCGCUCACGAGGGAAGAUGAGAAAUUCACAGUUUCCCAUUCAAGCGAAAUCACGUGCUUCAUAAUAACGGCUGACUCGUUGUAUCUGAUAUCGGGCUCGAAAGAUAUGUCCUUGAAAGUAUGGCAAGCAUCCGGAGGGAAAUUAGCACAAGUUUUAGUAGGACAUACGGAUGCCGUUACUUGUGUGGCCGUCUCCGUGACCCACAAGAGUCAGGUAAUAUCCGGCUCGAAAGACUCGAAUCUUAUUAUAUGGGACAUUCAUACUGGCGAGGAAAUCCACACAUUGGCGGGGCACUUGGCUCCUGUGACCUGUGUUAAGGUUUCGGCGGAUGGAUCUACAGCAGUUUCCGGAAGCGACGACAAAACUUUGAUUGUUUGGGAAACGAAACGUGGUCUUGCACUUACAUCGCUUCAACUGCAUGUCCAGUUUACGCGGUUCGAUAUUAGUCUCGAGUGUUCCAGAAUAGUGGUACAACUGGUGGACAACUCUUGUCUUCCGAUAAUCUGCCUACACAACUCCCCUGCCUCAUACAUAAAGCUUCCCACCUACUCAGCACCCGCCAGGGACGUUGAAGAUUUGCGUCCAGCGGGACCAAAACGGCCCGCUAGACGACUGCUUAAAAAGGAAGUCUCACUGGAUACCUACACCUGGCAGAAAAAAUAUGCUCAUCUGACUUCCUCAGUAAUGAUGGCUCAAGUGGACGAAAGACUGAAACGGCGUUUCUCAGUGUCAGCCAGUAUGGAAGAGAUUUCGAAACUAGCCGAAUCGAAAACUCUUGAAUCGCAACAAAACCGAGGCCCAGAACAAGCCGCUCUGGCAUCAUCUCAGCACUUUGACCAGUUGGAGGCCUUGUGGAACAAGCGUUCACCUCCAAGGCGACGAUUGAACCAGUCACUAUCCCGCCAAUCGUCCCUAGUAGAGGACCGUAUCGACUCGUCAGAUGAGGAUGAAUUCCAAGAAGAACGCGCAGACGUUCUAGCGGAUUAAAGCAAAUAUUUCAUAAGAGUCAAGCAGAUUUCAGAAAUUCCCUUGGUUUGUUGUACUGUUUUCAGCUCAAGUAAAACAUUCCAUUGCAUAGCGACGACGGCACCCCUCGGUAUCAGACAACGGAAGCUUUCACUUCCGAAAAAGCUUCGCUUCCGUGCUGCCAUCUUUGUGAAGCCCGGGCGGUCAUAGCUUUUUUUUAUCGUUUGCGGAGCGAUAUCAUUUAAUGCUACCCAUCUCGUGCAGUGUAGUACAAUUUCUUUGAUAAGCACAGUUUCGUUUGACCCGAGUAAACUGGCGGUACCCGAACUGUAGUCAUUUUAGUUAAACAGUCGUAGUGAAACACGUGUAAUGGAAGCUCACAAAAAGGCCGUGAAAUUAUGUACUGCUGUAUAUUGGAGUUAUAGAAGUAAGAGCUAGGAAAUCGGAUGGUGGAAGAAAAAAUUAUGUGCUAUAUACCUGUUUUCCAGAUAAUCUAGCCGUGUUAUAAAUCAGACAUAGAUGAUCGUAAUCAGUGCAUUUAUCUUAAAUAUCAGUUAUUCGGAUAAGUCUAAACAUAACUGUUUUAAAUUCAGACCGUUAUGACUCAUGUUAAUUAGAGCACCAUGCAAUGUAAUUAAGAGAUUAUUUUGUCUAUCAUGGUUCAAUGAUCAUUGAGAAGGAAUUGUUUAGAGGAACAUGAAAAAUUAAUUACAGAUUCAAAAAUAUAUUUUAGCAUCAUAUGAAAUAAAUGAAAUGCCACCAAGAAGUGAAACUGUUCAACAGGAUUAGUGUUCAAUAUUCAAAUGAAAGUUUUUCGUAAACGGUGAGGUGAAAUACAUAAGAAAGUUCGAUACAUAAACGUCUCACGACACAUGGUCUCUGUCGGGUAUCCUUCAUUUGUGUAGCAUGUAAAGCAAGUAGGAUUUCAUGUUGAACUGUAUCUUGAUCAACUUAAUGAACAUUGUGUAUAUCUGUUUCAAUUAUUGCAUUGUGUUAAUUCUACCGUGAUUGUAGCAUUCAGCGGAUCUGAGAACUCCUAUUUUCAAUGAGCCUAUAGCUCAAAACAUCUUUAUCUGUUAUCUGGAAUAUGUUAAUAGAGCAUUCGUUACUUUCGACGUAAGCGCAUGAAAAAAGUUUCACAAAAAGUUCAACGAUGACAAAUCGUUUAUUAAAUUAGAAAUAGAUCAACAAACAAAGGAUUUUAUCUUCUUUUUUCAUAGAUUUGUUUCUACUGUGCUACGAUAGAUUGUAUAGGUGGCUCCUAAAACACUCCAUCUCGGUAAAGUAUAAUGCCAAGACUGAUCGGCAACAUAUAAUUUUGCUGAUAAUCCAGUAAUCAAUAUUAUGUUUUAUGAGAUUCGUUUACUUAUUUUUCGACAAAGUGUAUCUUUUUACUGAGAUUAGGCAAAUUCUUGCGCAGAACUCAUCGGUGAUUAACAAUUAACCCGAAAUCGGUAUAUGCCUGUCGAAAUUUGUGUUAGUUUUUGCCGAAAUUCGGCUAGAAAACUGUCAUUUACGUUUCACAUUUUCGUUUGACACGACGCAUUCGUUUUCUGACGAAAUAUUGAAGUAAUGGAAUAAGUCCAAAAGACGUUAUAAUAUACGAUGCAUCCAUUAAUUAUAAGAAUUACAAAUUAUUCUGGAUUAUUUAUAGAAAGCUCUUUCUAGAUCCUACUUUUCAGUGCGGUAAAAUUUCAUUUUCAAUCGAAUAAUAUAAGAUGAAAAUGAAAUUAAUGGCCGCUUACCGUCAGCGUAUCCCUACUAAUUAAUUUGACUUUUGCUGCCAGAUUUGUUUAGUAAAAUUACUGAUUUUUCGACAAAGUGUAUCUUUUUACUGAGAUUUGGCAAAUUCUUGUGCUGAACUCAUCGGUGAUUAACAAUUAACCCGAAAUUUGUAAAUGCCUGUUGAAAUUUGUGUUAGUUUUUGCCGAAAUUCGGCUAGAAAACUGUCUUUUACGUUUUACAUUUUCGUUUGGCACGACGCAUUCGUUUUCUGGCGAAAUAUUGAAAUAAUGGAAUAAGUCCAAAAGACGUGAUAAUCUACGAUGCAUCCAUUAAUUAUAAGAAUUACGAAUUAUUCUGGAUUAUUUAUAGAAAGCUCUUUCUGUCGGGAAGUCAUUGUAAGAUAUGCCGAAAAGCUUCAACGACAUGUCAACCAACUUAUUCAACAAUCGGCAUUUUGCAAAUCUUGGCAAUUAUUUUGCCAUAAGCACACGAUAUCAGUCGGUCCAGAUCCUGAAUUCAUGUUCAGCACUCAGUUUUACAUGAACAGAAUUCAGUUCCUAGUCCAGAAUUUAUUCUCAGAAUCCAAAUCAAUAAUUCAACUCCAUUCAGGUUUUGAACCCAAGUAAAGAACCAGAGAUGCCAGGUAAAAAUUUCAAAUGUCUGCAGACAGGGUCUGUAAAGCUAAAAAAAAUCUGCAGUCAGCAAGUAUGUCUUGCUGGCAGCAAUUUCUCUAUAAAGUAUGACCUGCAAAACUGACUUGGCGAGCAAAAAAAAAAAAAAAAAGGUCCGCGGAAAUUUCAAAAGUCUGCAAAAGUCAAACAUUGAGUAGUAACCGUCAAUGAUAAUGAGUAACUCUUACUCUAAACUUGUGUUUUACUUAAGAACUCGUUUUUAGAUCGCAAUAACCAUUUGUAGCAACCAGAGCUAAUAAAACCCAUUUUCAUUGACUCAAAAUAGACGAAAAAGACGAAAAAUUAACGUCACUUUCAACUUCGCUUGCAAACUAUGAGAACGAUAUCCAUGUCCAGUCAAUGACAUAAGCGAAAUAAUAGUUUCAAAAUUGUGUUCUUUCUUUCACUUGCCUUUUCAGUCAUUUGCGGAUUUCAGUGAAAAUCCCAGUGCCGAUAUUCAAUCGCAGCUUUGAGAAUAAAAAAUCACAGAGAAAGGUUUGACAAAGACUUUUAACCUGUUGGUGUUCGAAUCUGUAGUAGUUUUGGUUUCCAAAGAAAUUCUGGUGUGUAAUUUCUUCGAUUUGUCCUAUUUUAGUCACUCUUUAUAGCCUAGCGUCACAGAUUUACAAUGAAAGGAAUGAAAGAAUGAGAAUUGAAAUUGUGCUGAUGCUUCAUGCAGACGUUAGUUUGGUUUCGUCUUGUCAUAGAAGAAAGAGACAGUAAAAUAUUGAGAAUGCACCUGUUUUAAUGGUUUCUUUCAUUAAGAAUGCGUGAAAAUUUUAAGCUCUGGUAGCAACAGGCGUUUUUCUUGUUAGUGGGAUCACGUACUUUUAUUUAGCUGUUUAUUUGGCUUAACUUAUGUAGUAAAUUAAAGUGUCUCGCAGAAUUUCAGUAAAAGCUAUCACUGUUCGAAAUCUCGAUAAACGGACUUCCUGAUUUCGGUAUAUAUGUUGUUUAGUUGUCAGUAACAUAUUAUGCCAAGGUUCGGCAAUAAAAUGCGCUUUGCCGAGCUAUAAGAACUUUUCAUUAACAAACUUCAACAAUGAGCAUGUGAAUUACUUAAAAAUUAGUAAAAUUUCGUAUUGCCGAUCUGAUUCGAUGUUUCUUUAUGCCGAACUCGAGAAAAGGUUUUAAGUGUGUACCCGUCUUUCUUCAAAUGUCUGAUCUCCAGAUAAUGGCAAAUCUCGACGUUUCAUGAAUUCAUCUGUGUACGAUGUUGGUCGUAUAAAAGAUUUAUCAUGCACUGGAAUAUUAAGGAUCAAGAGUAAACCAAGUUAACUUGUGUUGGUAAUUUGUGUGUUACGUACAUUUUAUUUGGUACGUAUGUCAUAGAUCUAUGUAUUCAUAUAUGCAGUGCAACCAGUUUAUCAAAGUGGCUUGCACGAUUGAGUUUCAAACAAUCUUUUUUAUUCUCAAACGAACGUGAAGCCUGACUUUUUGGAUGAAAUAUCAGUUCUGUUCAAUUUUUCACCAACGUUUGAUGGAAAAUUGCUUGCACUUUAUGAAUGUAGAUUUUUAUUCCCUAAUAAAAAAGUUAACAACACUGCUUCAAUGCAUUUGUAUUAGAUUGCGCUACACAAAACAAAUAAAACUACGUAUUUUCUGUUACAAAAGCAGUUUUCCGGAAAAAUAAAUAAUUUUACGACAACAUUCCAUAUCCAUUGCCUUUCGCGUGUUUAAUUAAAGGUUCCUAUUUUGCGGGCUUACUUAUAGAAGGUACGUAAAUCUUUAUAUCGCAAUAAUUUCUGCCAGAAAAAAUAUAAGAAUGUUUUUGUUGCUAAUCAAAUGUGGAUGUAAGCUGAAACUGAAAUAUUUUGUCUCGAACAGUUUUAAGGAAAGUGGAAGAGUUUUAGACUAAGAUUUUCGAUUUUCUUGAAUUCCAAUUUUAAGCAGUAUGAUCCGUUUAGUUUAUUUUCCAACCAUAUGGAAGAUUUAUUGAUUAAAAUCAGGAAAAGAAGCGCCAGAAUUUGUUUUUAUGCACACAUUGUGGACAGUACUCAUACGCUUGCAAGGAGUCUUGCUCCUUAACCUGGGAGGGUUCUUAAUGCCAACUGGAUCGUAGUCUGAUAAAUAUCAACUGUUAAAACAAAAUGGCUCAAUGGCUUUUUUGAAAUUUGUUUACAUUUCAAGUACAUUUUUCCUACAGCUCAUGAUAUUUUUUAGUGCAAAAUUCUAGUAAUUUAUUUUUACAAUCUUCUCUUGAGGCCAACUUCUUACUUACUUUUAAAAACAUUCUCCAAUGAAAUCCUGAUAAGUAUAACCGUCUAAUUACAAAAAAAACACAAUCAUGUAUUACGAUUUUGAUUCAGUUUUAAGAGUUAUAGGACUCAUAAUUUUCAACUCUGUACAGCAUUUGAGUACACGGAAACAAAGCUAUCGAAGUGUACGUAUCUAGCGUGACGACAGCCGUCGUUUGGAAGAACCUGUCAAAUCUAAUAUUCCAACAUACCGAAGAUCAUUUCUUAUGUUGUGAACAACAAUAUCGUCACUCUUCUUACCAGUACUCUGAACGCUAUAAGAGAUAUCCUAACUAAUAAAAAGUUCAGAUGAAAGGGACAGCAUUGGCUUAAGCAGCUAAGCUUGAGUUCAUUAAUAGCAUUUUAAGCAGCCUGUUUUUAAGUAAUUAUUCACACUCGAAAAUUCGCGUGACGUAACCGAAUGAACUUCUAAGCAGCGUCUACAAUACAAUGUUCAAAUUCUAUGUAGCGAGAAAGUCCAUGAGGAAUUUAAAUGAAUUCUGUCCUUCCAGCUGUCAAAAUAAGCACGUGUCUCCAGCAGUAAAAAAGUUCACACCAAACAUGUUCUCUACGUUCAAGUUCUCAAAAGUUUCACGUGUACUUUUAAGCUGCAAGAAAGUAAAUGUUUUCAGUAAUUGUGGAACUUUUGGUAGCAUGGGAUGUCAUAAUAAUUUUGGGUGUACCGAUAGCUCAUUCAGAAAAUGUUAGCGUCGGAUCACUAGAUGCUAUUUACUUAAUAUAAUUUCAGAUAACAACAAAGUUUUUUUUGAGUUCUAGUAAGAACCUCAUCUUCAAUAUUUUGUAGUAACAAUAAUUGAUAUCGCAUUAACACAAUGUAAUACCAACUUAGUCAAAAUAACAGUUUUUUAUUCACUAAUGCUACUUCUAUGUAUAAUAGGAAAAAACACUCCAAUUAGAGCGAAUGUGACCAGCGUUAAACCUGUACAUUUUUGGUUAAUAAAUUAAUAUCCGAAUUAUCAAUGAUUUGAUCAAGUACAUGUUCAACAGCACUAGUAAUUUUAUGCAACCCAUUCAAAUCUAUUAUCGGUGUCUACAAUUAAUCCAGUGGCAGCAAAGCAAAUUCAUCAUCAACCAAUAUGCAAACAUUACUCAACAAUCAAUAGAAAUGACUCUCAUAGUUAAUCAGAGUAUUGUGCCUCUAGAAUGAUCCAGUCCGAAUACGAAGAUUGAAUAACGAAACACAAUGAUUUAAUCGAAACUCAGCCACCUCACGUUCACAAAAGUAAAGACCGUUUGGAACGAUGGGAAGUCUCAAGGAACUCCAACAAAUACUAAGAUUAGCAAUCAAAUGAAAGUAAUGAAUAUCUAUCCAUUCCAGCAAUAAUAGUGGCAAUUAACCGAAAGUAAAAGAAACCAAAAAGUAGGAAAUGUGUAGAUGAAAGUGUCGAUCAUGUUGUAUGUUCAAAACAGUAAGAGUCCAAUCACCUGGAAUCAUGGAAGUAAAAUUUCUUGAUUGUAUCCACAGUAACCUGUAAGACUACUUUUAGAUGUAUGAGAUCUGAUUUUAAUCAAAACGAUAGUUUAUGAAGAGUAUAUGAACUAAUAGUGCCGUAGUGAACCUUUUUCUAGCACCGACAAUCAUUCAGUCUGUUGAUCCUUUUCUAAACCAAAUCUAUAUUGAAGCAUGUUGUUAUUUCCCUGCGUCUGUGGUAAACUAAAUGGUAGUUUUAACUGAUAUUGAUACAAGGACAGAUAGUGUACUUGUUUUUAUAGCUCCUAAAUCAAACUGAAAAUGAAAUUGUUUUAUUUGUCGAUCACCAAGCGCCUCCAUCAUUUUUAUCCUUCUUACACCUCGCCUUUCGUUACCAUUUUUAAAGUUUCCUAUACCAGUCAGUUUAACUGAUACGUUACGAGGGAAAAAACUUAAAUCUGAACCGAUAAAGUAUCUCUAGUGAAUAAACUUUGUGUGUGGGAAAUAGUAAAUUGAAUGACCGCAAGUAUAGUCACCGUGUUGAUCUUUUUUUUUUGUUUCUCCCAAUCAAACCAAAUUGGUCCAUACGAUAAGUUACAAUUUUUCAUCCAAAGUACACAGAAAAUAAAAUAUACAUACACACACACCUAAUGUUUUAUGUCGUGAAGACACCUCGAUGUGGUAGUGAAAUAAAAAUAUUGGCAAAAAAAUCAGUGAACCCUUAAUAAAGCGCUUAGAGAUAAUUGUUUCCAA